UCUAUGGUAGGAAGGGACUGAUGCAGUAACAAGACCAAGCUGACGGCCCAUGGGCUCCAACUCUGCGCGACAGACAGCAAGUCUGUCAAACCGAGCUUCUCAAGUAUAUAUUUGGCAAGAAAACCGUUAAACAACUUUUUUGGUUCAAAGUCAUACUAAACUGGUCACCAGUAUGUGGAUAACACCCGAAGAGGUGUUGCUUGCCAAUGCUCUAUGGGUUAGCGAAAGGGCGAACCCCUUCUUCAUUCUACAGCGAAGAAAGGGACAUGGUAAAGGAGGAGGCAUCACUGGGUUGCUAGUGGGGACGCUGGAUGUUGUAUUGGACUCAAGCGCUCGUGUGGCUCCCUACAGGAUCUUGCAUCAGACUGGGGAUUCUCAAAUCUUCUGGAGCAUUGCCUGUGGCUCCUCCAGAAAAGAGAUCACAGAGCACUGGGAGUGGCUCGAGGCCAACCUGCUCCAAACGCUGUCAAUCUUCGACAAUGAAGAUGACAUCACCACCUUUGUCAAAGGGAAGAUCCAGGGCAUCAUGGCGGAGGAGAAUAAGAGCCGGCUUGCGCAGGAGGACGAGGACUCGGGAAAGUUCCGCGAGGCGGAGCUGAAGAUGCGGAAGCUGUUUGGGAUGCCUGAGGAGGAGAAGCUGGUCAACUACUACUCCUGCAGCUACUGGAAGGGCCGUGUGCCGCGGCAGGGCUGGCUCAGCGUCAACCACAUCUGCUUCUACUCCUUCCUGCUAGGAAAAGAGGUGACCCUGAUAGUGCAGUGGACGGACGUGACUCAGCUGGAGAAGAACGCCACACUGGUAUUCCCGGAGAGCGUGCGUGUGAGCACGCGCGACACGCAGCACUUUUUCUCCAUGUUCCUCAACAUCAACGACACCUUCAAGCUCAUGGAGCAGCUGGCCAACAUCGCCAUGCGCCAGCUGCUGGACAACGAGGGCUUCGCCGCUGACCGCUCGCUGCCCAAGCCCUGCAAGACUCUCAAGAACGUCUCCGCGCUCAAGAGGGACCUGGAUGCCAGGGCGAAGAACGAGCGCUACCGGGCCCUGUUCCGCCUGACCCACGACGAGCGCCUAGACGGGCACACCGACUGCACUCUCUGGACGCCCUUUGCCAAGAUGCAUGUGGUGGGCCAGAUGUUUGUGUCCAACAACUACAUCUGCUUUGCCAGCCGUGAGGAAGACAUGUGCCAACUCAUUAUCCCUCUGAGGGAGGUGUCCAUCGUGGAGAAGGCGGACAGCAGCAGCGUCCUGCCCAGCCCCUUGUCCAUCAGCACCAAGAACAAGAUGACCUUCCUGUUCGCCAACCUGAAAGACCGCGACUUCCUGGUGCAGCGCAUCUCUGACUUCUUGCAGCGCACGCCUGAACGGCUGUGGAGCGAAGGCGAUCAGCUCCCGCUAAGCGGCCAAUCAGGGACGCCCAGCCCCACCACCCCCACCUUUCCGUCCAGCCCGCUCUCCUUGGGGGCAGGGGAGCCCCUACAACAGCACCAGCCGCAGCCGCAGCAGCGUUACUACUGCCCCGACCUGCCCACUGCCAAGCAGGGCCUCCUCCGCAUCUACCAGACGGACGUGCCUGAGGAGAUCAUGGGCCCCAAGGCUACAAAAGAGAAGAUGAAGGAGGAGGCCUGGAACAUCCACUUCUUUGAGUUUGGCCGAGGGGUGUGCAUGUAUCGCACCUCUAAGACCCGGGAGCUGGUGCUCAACGGCAUCCCGGAGAGUUUGAGGGGGGAGCUGUGGCUACUCUUCUCUGGUGCCCAGAAUGAGAUGGCCACCCACCCGGGCUACUACGCUGAGCUGGUGGAGCAGGCCAUGGGCCGCUGCACGCUGGCCACCGAGGAGAUCGAGCGGGACUUGCACCGCUCCAUGCCCGAGCACCACGCCUUCCAGAACGAGAUGGGCAUCGCUGCUCUCCGCCGCGUGCUGACCGCCUACGCCUACCGCAACCCCAACAUCGGCUACUGCCAGGCGAUGAACAUAGUGACGUCUGUGUUGUUGCUGUAUUGCACUGAAGAGGAGGCCUUUUGGCUGCUGGUGGCUCUGUGUGAAAGAAUGCUGCCGGACUACUACAACACCAGGGUCGUAGGGGCCCUGGUGGACCAGGGUGUGUUUGAGGAGCUGACGCGUGAGUGUCUGCCACUGCUCUACGAGCACAUGCAGGAGCUGGGCGUCAUCUCCACCAUCUCGCUCUCCUGGUUCCUCACGCUCUUCCUCAGCGUCAUGCCCUUCCACAGCGCCGUGCUGCUCGUCGACUGCUUCUUCUACGAGGGCAUCAAGCUCGUCUUCCAGGUCUCCCUGGCCGUGCUGCACGCCAACAUGGAGCUGCUGAUGGCCUGCAACGACGAGGGCGAGGCCAUGACCAUCCUGGGAAGGUAUUUGGAUAAUGUUGUGAACAAGCAGACCGUGUCUCCGCCCAUUCCCCACCUCCACGCCCUGCUGACCAGUGGGGACGAGCCACCGCCAGAGAUUGACGUCUUUGAGCUCAUCAAGGCCUCCUAUGAGAAGUUUGGCAGCCUCCGUGCAGACGUCAUUGAGCAGAUGAGGUUCAAGCAGAGGCUAAAGGUCAUCCAGUCCCUGGAGGACACGGCCAAGAGGAGUGUGGUGAGGGCCAUCAUGACUGAUUCAGCCUUCACCAUUGAGGAGUUGGAGGAGCUGUAUGUCCUGUUCAAGGCCAAGCACAUCAUGAGCUGCUACUGGGGUGCGAGCAGCACAGCGGCAGAGCGCCACGACCCGAGCCUGCCCUACCUGGAGCAGUACCGCAUUGACCUGGGUCAGUUCUGCCAGCUCUUCUCCGCACUGGGUCCCUGGGGCUGCGGCAUCCACACGCCCACGCUGGCCUCGCGCCUCUUCCGCCUGCUCGACCAGAACAAGGACGGCCUCAUCAACUUCAAGGAGUUCGUCACGGGCCUCAGUGGAAUGUAUCAUGGAGACAUGACCGAGAAACUCAAGCUCCUCUACAAACUCCAUCUGCCUCCAGCUUUGUGUCCAGAAGAGGCAGAGUCAGCACUGGAGGCAACACAGUUCUUUACAGAUGAUGACACACUCCAGGAUUCUCCCUUCCUGUCUCAUCUGGAUUUCCUGGUGCAGGAAGUUACUGAAGGUGAAGAGGUGAAGGAGGCAGGAGACUCUGGAAAUGGCGACUCUGAAGACAAGAAAGAGGAGAAAGUGAAGGACUAUAAAUAUUACCUAAGAAUGUGGGCCAAAGAGAAGGAACCCAAAAAAGAGACGAUCAAAGACCUGCCCAGGAUGAACCAGGAGCAGUUUAUUGAGCUGUGUAAGACGCUCUACAACAUGUUCAGCGAGGACACCCUGGAGCAGGAGCUCUACCACGCCAUUGCCACUGUGGCCAGCCUCUUGCUGCGCAUCGGUGAGGUGGGCAAGAAGUUCUCCAACAAUGGGUCCGGCAAGAAAGUUCUAGAACCCCCAGCCCAGCCCCAGCCUCCGCCUUCAGCCGACGGCCCAGAGAGGGAGGACUCCAAUGGGGAAGGCAGCUCGGGGCAGUCCCUGAUCUGCAAGGCUCUGGCGGAGGCCCAGUUGGAGACGGUGGGGCCCCCUGGAGGAGGUCCGUCAGGAGCCGGAGGCUCGGACGAGGAAGGGAAGGACGACACCUCGGUCUCAUCCUACUCGGUGGUGAGCGCUGGCGAGCUCCAGUGCGAGGACAUCGCCGACGACACCGUGCUGAUAGGCUGCGGCGGAAACGGGGCGGGGGAUAAAAGGCGAGGGAGCGCGCCGGACGCCGACUGGUCCAUCACCUUCGAGCAAGUGCUGGCCUCCAUGCUGACGGAGCCGGCCCUGGUGGACUACUUUGAGAAUAAGCGGGACAUCCAAGGCAAGAUGGCUGCCUGCAAGACCCAGAGGGCUGUGGAGAGGCAGAUCAGCUCUUCGAGUGACCAUGAGCUGGCCCAGCUGUCCACCUGAAAGAACGCCCACCAACAGACGCGGCCGAGUUGCACUCUCGCUUACACAUACACCCAUACACACGUGUGUGUAUUUGUGAGGGAGAGUGCGCGUAGACACACAUGUAUAAUAGUAUGUGUACAGUACGUGUGAAUGCAGGCCCAUAUCAGCAGGCGAAGGGGAGGUAUGUGGCUACGCAAACAUGCAUGUCUGAUAAUAGCAUGCAAUUUUCCACGCACUUCUGUGUACUUUACACGUGGGUGUGUGUCUACGUCAACGUAUGCAAUGUGAUGGGCAAAAGUGUUUAUUUGUAGACACAGGCAAUGACCUUGGUUUGCUAUGGAACCUCCAUUCUAUUCCAUCCCAUUCUCGUUAUCAGCCCAGAUAUGUCAGCCCUGUCCAGGUCUGUCCCUCCACGGGGAACCAGACACCGAUUAGAUCAUGGCUCCACAGGCUGUAUAGUUGCUUGUCGUUCUUCAGCCAUGGGGAACCAUCCAUGAGUUGGGCUCAGGGCCCAACAGCUCUGAUUCAGUUGUUGAUAUUUGGGGUCUUGUCACCUCAUCUAAACAUGAGGCCUUGUACCAUUUGGGUUUUUUUUGUGGCUUUGUUUAGUCUUUUCUUCUGUUUUUUUUGUUGAGAGACACUAUACACACGUCUGUAAGAUGGGGCUGUCCCAGUUCAGCAGGUUCAUCUAGACCCUCAUCACUGUAAUUUAUGUGCCAUUACCUGGAUGGAUCUGUGCAGUGAAGCAGUGUUUCAGUACGGUUUGUGUCAGAACUAAUCUUACACUAAAGCUUUGGUUGGUGAUGCUAGACUGUAAGAUCUUUGUUUUAGAGAGGGACUCACAUUAGACAUUCCCUGCAGAGGGCAACAGGAUAGGGUUUUGUUUAGCUCUUGAGCAGUGUCUGGAUGCCAGCAUGUCAUCUUCAAAGUGUCAUCUUCUGUGUGUGUGUGUGUGUGUGUGUGUGUGUGUGCGUGUGUGUUGUUUGUGUGUGUGUGUGUGUUAACAUUUAAAGCUUCCUUGACGCUGUUGAGGACUUUGCCUAGCAACCUGCAACGCUCACAACCCCAGUACAGAAUAGAGAAAGUGGAAGUUCCAUAAGGUUGUUCCUGGGCCAGUAGCAUAUGCCGUGGUAUUAUUUUAACUCUGCCUUUAAUUGGCAAAAUGUCUGUCAUCAGCAACAAUAAGAGGUUAUUUGUUGAGUUGGUCAGUAUUAAUAGGUUCUCUUCUUUAUGUGAAAGUUUUUCCUGUAAAUCUCUACUCCGUUGCUAUAAUUGGACCAUAGCUUGGUAAAAAUGUAAUAACGCCAGGCAAAUCUUUAUUGUUAUUCAAAUACGUAACACUAUCAGACGGGCCUCAUAAUCACAAUGCACAAAUUGGUUUACACUACUACUGGUAGUUACAACUGUUUAUUUCUAAUCAAGUGGAAAUACCAUUGAUUACACAGUAUUUGGAAAUGGUCCACAGUGCAGUUAUCUAGUAUUACAUAUGAUGGGCAGGAUCUGUUCGGCGGAUGUCGUUAGACCAAUCUGUAUUAUUUGCUUAUAAAUUGCUGGCUUUUAGAGUUUCUAGUCUGUGCAUUUGUUCAAAACAUUUCACCAAAUCUAAGCAGGUCAUGUAAUUCCAUGUAACAUUUUUGUUUCUAUCAGAAUUUAUUUGGGAUAACUGAUUACUUUUACUCACUGCUCAAACACACAUAAAUGUAUGUGCUAAUCUUUAUGCAAAGCUAUUCAUUUGUCUUAAGCUGUAUAUAGAAGCAUAUCAUAUUUUCUUAUAUAAAGUGUUUUAUUGUUAAAAGUCUAUGUAAUACAAUGUAACUUUUAUCCUAUUUUAAAAAGCAUCCUCGAUUCUCUUGAUUUUAAACAUAUUUUACAUUGUAAGCAAGAUUGUUAUUCAAUAAAGUACCUUAAUUUUACUCAUGUUCCUACACCAAAUACAGUGGCUUAUAUCUCUAGCUGCUUUUCAUGGAUAAGACAUGUUCCACUGUGUUGAGACUGAGAACUAAAAGUGUACUGCGUCCGGUGUCCCUGUUACCGCAGGUCUUUUGUGAGUUUGCCUGUAGCAGUUAUAAUUAACUCAAUAAUUCAAUCUCUGACUUUUGAUGUCGUACAUAAUCCUCAUCAAUGGAUUUAUGCCUGUAAGACUGAAGCCUGGUAAAGAGGUGUAAUGUGUAUGUUUUCCCCCAUUGAGAUUACAUUUGUAUGUUUUAUUUUCCUUCUCACUUUAACAUACUCUCCCUUUACUUACCCAACACACUGAUGGUGAAUUAGAAAAGUCCGCCUUGGUAUGUGUCUGUAUUUCCACGUGCAUCUUAACUGUGAAAAUGCUUUAACAGAAACAGACUGCUUGUGACUGGCUACUUCACGUUUACAUGCUUACAGGUGUCUCACAGUAGUUACCACACACCCACCCCUUUGCCAGUUCCAUGUGAAAAUGUUCACCAGUGUCGGUGUUUGGUGCCUCAAAUACCAAGUAUCGUCUCCACAGACUACAUGGAGUUAUUUAUUUCAUAAUGCUACACUAGGUGGUUUUCGAUGAUUAUUGAACUGUACUGUAUCACAUCAUCUUGUGUAAUAAACGAAAGUACCAUUAAA
Alosa sapidissima (American shad) is the source of this 6487-nucleotide messenger RNA. RefSeq names its product TBC1 domain family member 9B. Gene Ontology annotation, molecular function: calcium ion binding. Bases 173 to 3913 code for a protein of 1246 amino acids. The transcript has 22 exons. Lineage: Eukaryota; Metazoa; Chordata; Actinopteri; Clupeiformes; Clupeidae. The record is from RefSeq and is a predicted model, not a curated record.